AUGACGUCGAUAGGCACUGGCUACGAUCUCUCCAACUCCGUCUUUUCACCCGAUGGUCGAAACUUUCAAGUGGAGUAUGCGGUAAAAGCAGUUGAAAAUGGCGGUACCUGCAUUGGCAUCCGGACGAAGCACGGAGUUGUUCUGGCUUGCGAGAAGAUCAUCACCUCGAAGCUACUGAAGCCCGGUGCCAAUAAACGGAUAUCCACAGUGGACCGCAAUGCAGGCAUUGUUACUUCAGGGCUAUUACCAGAUGGUCGGCAUCUCAUUAACAGAGCAAGAGACGAGGCGAGCAGCUGGAGACAAACAUACAAAGCUCCCAUUCCUACCUCCGCUCUAGCAUCAAGGAUCGGGAGCUAUGUGCAAGCAUACACGCUCUACUCCAGCGUCCGCCCGUUUGGCAUCACAGCUAUCUUGGGAGGCUGGGACUCAGAAGCCGAGCUGGGUGUUGACGGCCAGGUCGGAGAAGGUCCAAAAUCUGGUUCAGGAGGCAAGUCUGAGGACGAAACGACCCAGCGAGGUGGUCCUGGUCUUUACAUGGUGGAGCCGAGUGGUCUCUAUUGGGGCUACUACGGUGCUGCAACUGGCAAAGGACGACAAGCUGCAAAGGCCGAGUUGGAAAAGCUAGAUCUAAGUUCACCUACCUGCGCGCUCAGCCUCAAAGAUGCGGUCAUGGAAGCCGCCAGGAUCAUUUAUGUCGCACAUGAAGACUCGAAAGACAAGGAGUUCGAGCUCGAAAUGACUUGGAUCUCUAGCCUGGAUGGACCGACAAAGGGUCGACAUGAACAAGUGCCACAAGAGUUACUCGAAGAGGCUGAGAAGACGGCCAAGAAGACUCUCGAAGGGGACGACGAUGACGAUGAGGAAGAGGAUGCAAUGCAGGAGUAA
Cladophialophora yegresii CBS 114405 is the source of this 885-nucleotide messenger RNA. Its product is annotated as 20S proteasome subunit alpha 7. The transcript has 3 exons. Lineage: Eukaryota; Fungi; Ascomycota; Eurotiomycetes; Chaetothyriales; Herpotrichiellaceae. Gene Ontology annotation, cellular component: proteasome core complex, alpha-subunit complex; proteasome core complex; nucleus. The record is from RefSeq and is a predicted model, not a curated record. Bases 1 to 885 code for a protein of 294 amino acids. Gene Ontology annotation, biological process: ubiquitin-dependent protein catabolic process.